Messenger RNA from Armigeres subalbatus, 5918 nucleotides. RefSeq lists its product as uncharacterized. Gene Ontology annotation, molecular function: nucleic acid binding. Gene Ontology annotation, biological process: DNA integration. The transcript has 3 exons. Bases 366 to 5918 code for a protein of 1850 amino acids. The record is from RefSeq and is a predicted model, not a curated record. Lineage: Eukaryota; Metazoa; Arthropoda; Insecta; Diptera; Culicidae.
CGAUGGGAUUGAAGACGAACGUCUUCACUAACGUCAAAAUAAGCGUAUUAAAAGUAGCGUUCUACUUCCUGUAGAAAAGUUAAAACAAGAGAUAGAUUUCCGGUUUGACGAAAGGCAAGAAAAAAGCACGCCACACCAGGUGGCUAUUAUUCUGUGUCAUUAUUAUUACUGUAGUUCAGCAACAGUCAAAACCGAACACGCGUCGCAGAAUAUGAGUUCAAUAAAAUUGAACUCGAACGUUUGAGAACCGAUUUAUCUAAAAGCGUUACAUAACCUCAAACAGGUGUUUGUAUUGGCUAAAUAGAAAUCGGACAUUCCUCCACGUCCAGGUGUUCGGAACAAACUUUUAGAUAAAUCGCACCACAAUGGAUGCCGGGAAGUUUCAAACCCCUAUUAUCGAGGAAUCGAACUGUGUCAACUGUGAUCGAUUGGACAGCGAUGACAACCUAGUCCAAUGCGAUAAAUGUGAUGCAUGGUGGCACAUGUCCUGUGCCGGGGUAUCACAAUCGAUCGAGAAUCGACAGUGGUUAUGUGUGACGUGCUUGCGCCAACCAGGAAGCAUACAGCCGAGCUCAGGGAAUGCUAAAUCGAAAUCUUCUCGGUUGGAACUUAAGUUACGCAAACUGAGUGAGCAGUAUGCACUCGAACGAAAGUUUCUAGACGAAAAAUACAAGCUCCUCGAAUCGGAAUUGGAUGGAUCUGAUGGAAACAGUGACAGAACCGGUACUAGCAGCGCGAUGGACAUUCAACCAGAUUUCGACAAGGUGAGGCAGUGGAUUAAAGCCUGUGCGGACGUUCAAGAUGGAGGCAUAACUGGUCUACCCAACGCUCCAUCGUCGUCUCCGCAUACGUCACGCAACCGUAAUCAGAGAAUUGGUGAAGACCCUACUAAAAACGUAUCACAUAUGCAACGGGACACCGAGCAACGGACCUCCAGUAGAAGCGAUUCUGUACAACCUGAUGUACAUACUCAAUCGGACGACUACAUCCCAACCCGGACUGGUGUCAAGCCAAUACCAAGGCCAAGGAAACUAGCAUUCGGUGACGAUAGCAGAAGCGACUGUCAAAACGUAGGUAGUAUCGGUCCCCCUCCCCUCGCUCAGCAACCAGGUAAGUCACGUCAUGAUCCAUUGCCAAAUAAGAACGCUCAACACAACAACGAUAUGAACUUCCUGUGCAAACAAUUCGAAGACACUGGAUUGUCACGUCCUAAUCCAGUGGAGGCAAUCCCGUCUUUCUUGCAGUCAACCCAUCAAAGGUUUGAUCAAUCUACCUUUAUUCCUACCAGACCACAUUUCUUGCCUAACGAGCAUUUAAUCAAUAAUUAUUCGAAUCGUCAACCGAAUAUUAGAGAUGUGAAUACUUCCGAAUUCAAUCUCACCCCCUCGCAGUUAGCCGCCCGGCAAGUUAUGCCACGCGACCUCCCCAUAUUCUCGGGUAACCCCACUGAAUGGCCUGUAUUCAUAAGCAGCUUCAGAAACUCUACUCUGGCUUGUGGAUACUCCAACGCUGAAAAUUUAGCACGCCUUCAGCGCUGUCUGAAAGGCCAAGCUUACGCAGCGGUACAGAGUCGAUUGUUACUCCCAGAAUCUGUUCCGUAUGUAAUCGAUACCUUGCAUCUGCUCUAUGGAAGACCUGAAAUUUUGAUUAACGCUCUUUUAGAAAGAGUCAGAUCAGUCCCUGCGCCGAAAGUUGAAAGGUUGGAGAGCUUUAUUGAUUUCGGCAUGGCUGUUCAGAGCCUUUGUGAUCACCUAGAGGCGGCUGAUCAGCGUGCGCAUCUAACCAAUCCAUCACUGCUUUCGGAGCUAGUCGGUAAGCUACCCGGUCACAUCAAGAUGCAAUGGGGUACCUAUCUGCAGCAGUUUUCCGAAGUGAAUUUGAAGAAUUUUGCGAAUUUUAUGUCUGCAGUCGUCAUCUCAGUGAGCAAAGUGACUGUUUAUGCUAGUGCUAGUGCUAAAAGUAGUUCGAAUGACAAAUCCAAUCCGAAGAUACGCGGGACCCUGAACACUCAUGUCGGUGAUACAGGAAACGGACAGGAACGUGUGAAGCUGUGCAACGCUUGUCAGAUGCCUGAUCACAGAAUCGUCGAUUGUGGAAAUUUCAAACAGCUGUCGGUGGAUGAUAGGUGGAAGCUGGUCCAGGACAAGAGUCUUUGUCGUACGUGCCUCAAUGAUCACGGGAGGCGAAGCUGUCGAAGCUCUAAUCGUUGUGGGCUCAAUGGAUGCCAAUACCGGCAUCAUCACCUACUCCAUUCGCCACAAUCUAACGUUGUCCCAGCACAACGGGUAACUCUUGCGGAGAAUCUAUCUCAUCGUAAGUCAGACAGUAUGCUAUUCUUUCGCAUUGUUCCAGUGACAUUACACGGUCCGACUACAUCGGUUGAAACGUAUGCCUUUAUGGACGAAGGCUCGUCUAUGACAUUGAUCGAGGACAGUUUGGCAAGACAGCUCGGGGCGUAUGGUGAUAUCCUGCCACUAUGUUUGUUGUGGACAGGCAACGUCUCACGCAUGGAGAGUGAAUCACGGCAAGUUGAAUUAAACGUGUCUGCCAUGGACUGUAAAAAGCAGCAUGCAUUAGUCGACGCCCGUACAGUGAAGCAGUUAUCCCUACCGAAGCAAACAAUUUCAUUGGAGCAUCUUGUAGACAAGUAUCCACAUUUGAAGGGAAUCCCAGUGCAGAGCUACCAGGAUGCACAACCACUGUCGAUUGGUAUAAAUAACUUGAACGUUAUGCUGCCGCUUCGAGUUAAGGAAGGACGGCCUCGGGAACCGGUGGCUGCAAAGACAAGAUUGGGAUGGUGUAUUUAUGGCGGCAAUGGAUUAGAUGGUCAAUCGAUUUCACUCAACUGUCACUCCUGCGGUUGCAACGAACUAGAUUCAGAUGUACACGAAACGGUAAAAAGUUAUUUUGCCCUAGAAGACGUUGGUGCAAAAGCUGAGAUUACGAUUUAUUCAAGGCAGGAGGAACGGGCUAUGCGUAUCCUUGAGCAAACUACAGUGCGUUUGGGAAAUCGAUUUGAGACCGGACUAUUAUGGAAACAUGACCACAUUGAGUUUCCUGACAGCUACGCUAUGGUGUUCAGACGACUGGAGUGCCUCGAAAGAAGGAUGAGCCGGGACUUAUUGUUACGGGAAAAUAUACAAAAACAGUUGUGUGAGUAUGAAGCAAAACGUUACGCGCACCGGGCUACUCCGAAUGAGUUGGCUGUAGCGGAUUUGAGGCGAGUGUGGUAUUUACCAUUGGGUACUGUGUUCAAUCCUAGGAAAUCAAAAGUUCGACUGAUUUGGGAUGGUCGUGCUCAAGUCGAUGGAAUGUCCUUCAACUCGGUCAUGCUUAAGGGACCCGAUCAACUUUCUUCUCUUCCUGCGGUGCUAAUGCGGUUCCGGCAAUUCAGAGUGGGAGUCACAGCCGACAUAAGGGAAAUGUUUCAUCAGAUUUCCAUUCGACCUGAAGAUAGAGACGCGCAACGAUUCCUGUGGCGUAAGAAUCCAUCUGCUCCGGUUGAGAUCUACAUCAUGGACGUAGCUACCUUUGGAUCAGCUUGUUCGCCAGCGACUGCUCAGUUCAUAAAAAAUAAAAACGCUAAUGAGUAUAGAGAGGAAUUCCCACGCGCAGCGGAAGGAAUUGUAAGGAAUCACUAUGUCGAUGAUUCUUUGGAAAGCUAUGACAGCAUUGAAGACGCAGUACGGUUUUCCAAAGAGAUGCGCGCGAUCCAUGAAAAAGGGGGUUUUGAUCUAAGAAACUGGCUAUCGAAUUGUGAUGAAGUCCUAAUAAGUCUCGGGGAAUCUACCCACCUUGAAGAUAAGAGCUUCUGCGUAAGUGAUGAGUUCGGAUGCGAACGCGUUUUAGGCCUGCUAUGGAUAACUGGAAAGGACGACUUAGCAUUUUCAACCGAACUAAAAGACGAGGUAAAUCAGCUGAUACACAGCGAGGACCGGCCAACAAAACGACAAAUAUUGAAAUGUCUAAUGGCCUUCUUUGAUCCCCUGGGAUUGCUGGGCGUGAUACUUGUUCACGGAAAGAUACUAUUGCAAGAAGUGUGGCGUUCGGGAAUCCUUUGGGACGAAAGAGUGAACGACUCAAUAUACGAACGUUGGAGAAAAUGGACCCUACUGUUGACACAAAUAAAUCAAAUUCGUAUACCUCGAUGUUAUUUCGAAGGGGCGACAAGUAGCCACUACCAUAAUCUCGAACUGCAUAUUUUUGUAGACGCCAGCGAAUUAGCCUACUCCGCAGCGGCAUACUUUCGGGUAAUUCGUGAUCAAGGAGAAACAGACUGCAUCCUAGUAAUGGCGAAGACAAAGGUCGCUCCGCUCAAGCCUUUAUCCGUUCCUCGGCUGGAACUGCUGGCUGCGGUCUUGGGAGCACGGUUGAUGAAAUUUGUUGAGGAGAGUCACACCCUGAAGAUUAAACAAAAGUUUAUCUGGAGCGACUCAGCUACUGUUUUAGCCUGGCUGAAGUCAGAUGCUCGUCGCUACAAACAGUACGUAGCCUGCCGCAUUGGAGAACUUCUGGCAUUGACUAACGUAGGGGAUUGGAGGUGGGUUCCGUCUAAACUCAACUCAGCGGAUGAAGCCACCAAAUGGGGAAAAUGUCCACUGACGUCAACCGAUAGUACAUGGUUCAAGGGUCCCAACUUCCUGCGGCUUCCACAAUCAGAAUGGCCGAGGCAAAGAGAUAACGUCCAAUACACCAAUGAAGAGCUUCGCCCGUGUCAUGUGCAUCGAGGGUUGGUUGUACCAGAGCAGGUGUUUGAUCUAGACAGAUUUUCGAAGUACACUAAACUCCUUAGAGUAGCCGCCUACGUCCAUCGGUUUAUAGACAAUAUGAGAAGGAAAAGGCAAGGUGCCGGUCUUUGUCGAAGACAUCUAGAAUCUGAAGAGUUACGUAAAGCAGAAAAUACUUUGAUUCGUCUCGUACAGUGGCAAAAUUAUCCAGACGAGUUAGUUGUGUUGAAUCGAAAUAAGGACAAACUUGCAGAAAAACAAUAUCAACUUGAAAGUUCCAGCGUUUUGUAUCAAAUGUCACCAAUGCUGGACGAAAGUGGAAUUUUGCGAAUUGACGGACGGAUUGGAGCUGCGCCAAACGUGAAAGAAGAUACAAAAUUUCCCAUAAUUUUACCAAGGAACCACCGUCUCACCCACCUGGUGUUAGAUGACUAUCACUGCAGAUUUCGCCACGCAAACGCCGAGACGAUCGUGAAUGAAAUCCGGCAGCGCUACUAUGUUCCACAUCUCCGAGCAAGUGUGAAGAAAACAGGAAAGGCUUGUCAGUGGUGUAAGGUAUAUCGAUCCAAAGCAGUAGUACCGCGUAUGGCCCCAUUACCACCUGCUCGAAUGGCAACGUUCACCAGACCAUUCACCUAUGUAGGUUUGGACUUUUUUGGGCCAUUCACCAUCAAAGUCGGACGAAGUGAUUCAAAACGAUGGAUCGCUCUAUUUACUUGUAUGACAACUCGCGCUGUUCAUGUAGAAGUAGCACACAGUUUGAGUACAGAAUCCUGUAUAAAAUGUAUUCGCCGAUUUGUCUGCCGUCGUGGAUCACCGGCGGAGAUAUAUUCGGAUAAUGGAACAAACUUCGUGGGAGCUGAUAAACAGUUGAAGCAACAAAUGCAAGAAACUGAAAGUGAAUUAAUCGCAACAUUCACCAACGCUAACACCAAAUGGUUCUUCAACCCACCAGGAACACCACACAUGGGGGGAUCUUGGGAGAGGUUGGUCCGUUCAAUUAAAACAGCUCUGGAGAUAGCUUAUAACAAUAACCGAAAACUCAACGAAGAAGGACUCGAGACCCUAGUGAUAGAAGCCGAAGGUAUAGUUAAUAGCCGCCCCUUAACAUACCUUCCACUGGAUUCGGAUGAAAGUGAGGCGUUGACCCCAAAUCAUUUCCUCCUUGGAAGUUCUAAUGGAGUGCGCUAG